UAAUUCUUGUACAGACCUAUUUCAUUAAAGUCUGCUCAAUUUGAAAGUGCUAAAGUUUUGUCUUGAGAGUUUAAAUAAAAAAGUCUUAAAAUGACAAUAUUUAUAAAUACUCCCAAUGAAAAACGUUACAUAUUCUACCCAGCAAGCAAUGGCGAAUUUAAAUUUCGUAUUUGUUGCAACAACGAUUGUCAUGUGGCAUUAGCCACGCAACCACAUGAAGCUUUGCCCAUGUACGAAAUUGCCAUUGGAGGAUGGAAUAAUACCAAGUCUAUAAUACGAAAAUUUGGAGAACAACCUGACUUUGCAGCUGCAGCUACUCCUAAUAUUUUGAAUAACAAUGAAAUGCGAGGAUUUUGGGUACGAUGGCUUGACAACACCAUUUCGGUGGGUCGAGAAGGCGAGAGUCAAGCGUUUAUGUCUCACAAGGAUCCAAACUUAUUGCCCAUUAAAUAUGUGGGUAUAUGUACGGCGUAUGGAUCGACGGGCUCAUGGUUGUUUGAUGAAAUACCCAUCAAUGGCAUUGUGCCGUAUCAUCCAAUGAAGGCCGACUUGGUUGGAAGUCAAAAUAUGAAAUUUGUAAAAACUCCCAAUGAGAAAAAAUACAAAUACUAUCCCGCCCAAGGUGAAAUUUUCACAUUUAACGUGUGCUGCACCAAUGAUUGUCACAUUUCGUUAUCAACUCAUAUGGACUGGGUGACCCCAAUUUACGAAAUUGCCAUUGGUGGCUGGAGUAAUUCGAAAUCAAUUAUACGCCUUAUAGGCAAGGAACCCAACGUUGUUGCAGCCAUUACCCCAAACAUUGUAAAUCCUAAUGAAAUGCGUGGUUUUUGGGUUAGUUGGGAUAACAAUGUCAUUCAAGUUGGUCGUACAGGAGAGUCGGUACCUUUUAUGUCUUACAAGGAUGUCAAUCUUUUCGACAUAAAAUAUGUGGGAAUAUGUACGGCAUUUGGUUCCACAGGAACUUGGUUAUUAAAGGAAAUGGCAUCUGCUAAAGAGAUUGUUUCAUUGCCCACAGGUAUUCUUAACGAUAAUAGCAAAUUGACAAGUGUAAACACUCCCAAUUUGCAAAAAUACAUAUUUUACCCGGCUCGUGGCGAAACUUUCUCAUUUAAAGUGCGUUGCUCCAAUGAUUGCCAUGUUUCUCUCUCAACCAAUCCGCAAGAAUUACUGCCCAUGUAUGUCAUUGUCAUUGGUGGUUGGAAUAACUCAAAAUCGGUUAUACGAAAAAUUGGAAGUCCUCCCGAUCUGGUAGAAGCUAUGACGCCCUCGAUUGUGAAUUCCAAAGAAUAUCGCAGCUUUUGGGUUUGUUGGUAUGGCAAUGUCAUUCAAGUUGGACGUGAUGGAGAAAAUGUUCCAUUUAUGGCAUACAAAGAUGAGAAUUUAUUUAUGGUCAAAUAUGUUGGAAUAUAUACGGCAUUUGGAUCUACAGGCUCCUGGUUAUUGGAUGAAAACUUUAAGGCAGAUUUAGUUAGAAAUCCUAGUAAUUGCUUGAAAAUUGAAACUCCCAAAGAGAAGGCCUAUAAAUUCUACAAAAUCCAUGGUGAAAGGUUAAAUUUUAAGAUAAGCUGCUCGCAUGAUUGCCUGUUGGCAUUGUCAGCGCAACCCUUAGAGGGUCUACCCAUGUAUGAGAUUGUCAUUGGCGGCUGGGGUAAUACGAAAUCGGUUAUACGUCAAAUUGGCUUGCAACCUGCAGAAGUAACGGAAGUUUUAACACCCGAUAUCUUAGCUUCAGAUAAAUUACUAGGAUUCUGGAUAAGUUGGAGUAAUAAUACUUUGUCGGUGGGACGUGCAGGGGAAUCUAUGUCAUUUAUGUCUCAUAAAGACGCAAAAUUAUUUCCCAUAACUUAUGUGGGAAUAUCGUCGGGAAAUGGUGCCACAGGCACUUGGCAAUUUGAAGAUAAAACUAUUAGUCCAGGCAAUUGGUUUGCCACCUCAAAUGGUGUUUUACCUCCAGCUGCAAUAAGUUGCAACUUGAAUGACAAGGAAUUAAACUAUGUAGCCCGGGUGAAAUAUAAUGGCAAUUUGAUUCCUGGCCGUUUGCAAUCAACUCAGGGUCUUUGUUAUAUAACGUAUAAAGGCAAGGUUUUAAGCUUUAAUAACUAUGAAGUUUUUGUAUCUGGCAAUGCUUCUUGGGCUCCUGUUGUAAAUGGUCGAUUACCCUCAAAUGCCUUGGUUGGCGGUUAUACAGAUGAUGGAGAACUUUUGUACAUUGGUCGAGCUUUACAUUUGGGAAACCUAACACCUGGCAAGGUACAACACUCCAAAGGUUGCUGCCUUAUAAGUCAUCAAAAUCGUGAGAUUGCUUGUCCUGAAUAUGAAGUGUGUGUGACAAAUUGAAGU
Stomoxys calcitrans (stable fly) is the source of this 2340-nucleotide messenger RNA. RefSeq lists its product as uncharacterized. The record is from RefSeq and is a predicted model, not a curated record. The transcript has 9 exons. NCBI's taxonomy places the organism in Eukaryota, Metazoa, Arthropoda, Insecta, Diptera, Muscidae. Bases 91 to 2337 code for a protein of 748 amino acids.